Messenger RNA from Eimeria tenella, 2091 nucleotides. RefSeq lists its product as uncharacterized. Bases 1 to 2091 code for a protein of 696 amino acids. The transcript has a single exon. Lineage: Eukaryota; Apicomplexa; Conoidasida; Eucoccidiorida; Eimeriidae. The record is from RefSeq and is a predicted model, not a curated record.
AUGUCAUCCGGAUGGUAUCCAGCUGUCUUCGAGCUUAGCAGCCACACAACAGCGGAGAAGAAGCUAUAUAAAAAGCGCUGGCAGCCCACCCAUGCAUUUCUGGGUCGAAAAUUUAUUGCCCUUUUCUCCGUAUUGGCAGUUGUGGCUAUCAUUAACUGCCUCCGCACUUUUAGAGGCCGGACUGAUCGAGGGAAUGCCCCGCGACAAUUAAUGGGAGGGCUGGAUGAUGGAUAUGAUGAUCCCGAGCUGGCCGAAAUACUUGACCUCUGCUUGGAGAUGGAGGGGGACGAAGAAGCCGCAUUCCCAUUGCCAGCACGCCUGAUUCAUCCAGAUUUGGCAGCAAAUCAACCAUUUCAGUCGGAGCUUCAGCAGGACCAGCAUCUGCAGGAGGGCCAGACAAGCGCGCCUUUUUCUGCAAUGGAGCAACCUUGGAGUCCAACGGAUUCAUUUUCAGCUCAAACUGAUUUGGAUUCUUGGAAUGAAGGAGAACACAGCCUUCUACAGAGUUUAGUUGCUGCCGGGGAGCCGCCGGAUGACUCUCCAGCGAGAUGGCCGCCUCCAUACUCGUUGACUCAUCCCACGCGCGCUGAGAUUACUAGCGGCUCGUAUUCCUCGGGCACAGUUGAAAAUGAAGUGCCUGUGGCAUAUGGUACUACGAGCAUGCCAUCAUCUUAUCAGGGCUUUCAGGAACUGAGCCCUUGCGCACAGCCCUAUGCGCAUUUGCACCCUCGCGCGGUCCAAGCUUCCGCACUGUCGAGGUCAGAACAAUGGGGAGGUCCUUCGUAUCAGCAUCAAAUGUUCCACGAAAUUCAAACUACCUCGGGUCACGUACAUGGCGCCCCUCCCUUGGGGACCCAGCCACGCAGAAGGUGGCUCGGGGGGCUUGGCAGUAACCAUUCUGACCCUGCAGUCAGUCGAAAGAGGACGAUUGACCAGGUUACACAAGAUAUCGGGGGAGCACUAGACGCUGGAUAUGGAAGGCCAAAUUUGAAGCAGAUGCGUUUCUCUCAGAGAGGAGCUCUGCUGCAUAAAACAUCAGGAGCCGAUAGAAAGCAAACCUCUGACGCUCUUGAGAGAGCACUUCAAUCAGUACCGUUGGUUUGGGCUCCCCCCGAGAUAGACUUGGCUACUGUUGAAACGGAGUCAAGCCAAGACGAGGUGGGCGCUCUACUUUCGUUCCCUUCGUCAAGCGCAAACGAGGGAUUGAGCGGCUCGGCAUCGAUCCGUGUACGAGAGUUUCAGUUGUACGACUCAUCAGCUGACGAUUAUUCUUUACGGCCAUGCCUGGUGCAUAGUGAUUGCUCUUCAAGGAAAGAGACAUCUGCAAUGCCAGCUCCACAACCAGCGCCUGCUUUCGACACGCCGGUUGCCGAGCCUCUUCAAAGUCCAUCAUUGUCAACCGCGACUCAAUCCACAAACAAUUCUGAAAACAGGGCACCUUCUGUGGAGAUAGUUCCAGAAGAAUCCGGCUCGGAUCCUGAGCAAGAACUCGUUGAUCACAUCUUUUACAGAUUCCCAUCAUUGGGUAAGCAUGUGAAACCAAGAAAAUUUUCCCUGUCUAGGGCUCAAGAAUUAAAAAAUACCAAAACGUGUUUCAGCACUUUAGCUUACAUGCGCUCAUUCCUUCAAAAGCCACAUCUGGAUUCGUGGGAGGCUGACACUGUAGUCACCAUGUCCGAACGACUUGUGGCCCACUUGAUUUACUACCAUAACACACCUCUGACAACGUUGACUCCGUCAGAGGCAGUCGCAAUUUUGGGGCGUCGGUUUCUGAUAUUAGAUGCGCUCCUAUGUGCAAUAAAGGCUUUGGGGCCGGCAAUGGAUGCACCUCAGUGGUGGCCACAAGUCAUGCCCGCGGUUCCAGGAUUUUGGGAGUGCAAAAAACGUCACUUUUGCGUGCUGCGCAGCAAAAGUUACGUGCUGCUUGCACACCGACUGAGUGCCGCGGUAGAAACUUUAAAAAAAGGCGAUCGGCUUGGGGUAAAGGAAACUAUUGAGCUCAAGCAAGAGCUGUUUUGCAAGGAAUCGUCCAUCCCGGAUUUCAAAAAGCCCCACUGGGAUCCCUGGCGAACUUUUGAAGAAGAUACUUGA